AUGGAAGCAAUUACCUUGAAUCCUGCAUUACUGCAGAAGCUUGCGUCCAAGACGGCCAUCAUUACGGGUGCGGCCGGUGGAAUCGGCUCCGAGACUGCACGACUGUUCGUGGCACAUGGAGCCAACGUAGUGAUUGCAGAUUUGGCGCAGACACGACCAGCCGCCGAAAAAGUGAUUGCCAGUCUCUCCGACCCAUCACGGGCGAUCUUCGUUCCCGCCAACACCCUGGACUGGGAGCAGAUGAAGGCACUGUAUAAGACGGCCAUCGAACGGUUCGGGUCCGUCGAAGUGGUGGUGGCCAACGCGGGAGUCAUGGAAGGUCACCCAGUGCUGGACGCAGACCGAGUCGAUGAGACCGGCGACCCGGUGGAGCCGAAAGAGGCAUACAGGGUUAUCGACAUCAACGUCAAGGGGACAUUGAAUACACUUCUUCUCGCACUGCAUUACAUGAAGGACAAUGCACCUGCUGCUGAUGGCAGCCGGGGCUCCAUCGUGCUCGUCAGCUCGGUGUCGGGAUAUUUCGGUGGCACCGGCGUGGUGGGCUACGUCACCUCCAAACACGGCAUCACUGGCCUGCUUCGGUCCUCCCAAGUCGAGGCGGCAAAGAGGAAUGUCAGGAUCAACGCAAUCGCCCCCUUCGUCACCCCGAGUGCCAUGUCCGCCGGCUUUGCCAAGGAGUAUGUCUCUCGCGGCCUGGAAGCCAAUACUCCUGAAGGAGUGGCUACGGCGAUCGCGGACAUUGCCAUGGACGAGACGAGGCGCGGGGAUUGUUUCAUGACCUGCGGAAAAAUCAUUCGCGAAAUGGAGUCGAGUCUAAAAAGAAUCACUGGAGUCUGGCUAGGCAACGAUGCUGCAGAGACGAUGGCCAAAGCGGGUUCCUUCUUUACCGAUAUAGGCGGCUAUGUUCUACCGAAGUUGGCUGCCAUAUCAGAGGCCAAUAAUAGCUCUUGA
Messenger RNA from Capronia coronata CBS 617.96, 951 nucleotides. RefSeq lists its product as uncharacterized. The coding region runs from base 1 to 951 and encodes 316 amino acids. Lineage: Eukaryota; Fungi; Ascomycota; Eurotiomycetes; Chaetothyriales; Herpotrichiellaceae. The record is from RefSeq and is a predicted model, not a curated record. The transcript is spliced from 3 exons.